UUGGGCAAAACCCCAAAAACUAUUUUCCAACAAAGAAAGCACAAUCUAAUGGAGAGGCCAAAACUGUCUUCUCCCAAUCUUCCUCAAAAUCAAAAAACAGAGUUGUACAGAUCAUCAGCAUCAACCAGAACUCCCACAACCACUGUCUCCAACUUUCUAUGUUCCUCAAAAACAUAUCCAAAUUCUUUUUUUAAAAAAAUUUGUUUUCAUUUUUUUGGGUCCUUGUUCCUCUCCAGCAUCACUUCCAGCUCACCCGCUUAGAUCGGAUCUAUUCUCUGCCACCCCUUCUCUUUAGUUUCAUCUGACGCCACUUGGUUUGCUUUUCCAUCAUCCCCAGUAAAAGAAAACAAACUCACAAUAACCGAAAAAAAAAACUAUUUUUUGAUUACUUUUUCCAGAAAACCCAAGAGAAAAUCUCAACCCCAUAUGAUUAAACCAUCGCAGGGUUGUGUUCCUGGCCUCCAUAGGCUCCAUUUCUGAACUGGGUCGGUGCUAAAUGGGCAAUGUGACUGCGGGCGUGGCUGCCAAGUUCGCUUUCUUUCCACCAGACCCGCCAACGUAUGAUAUUUACAGAGACGAGGAUGGGAGGCUGGUUUUCCCCGGGGUGACGGCGGAUAAGAACGUGGACGUGCAUUUGCUGGACACUAAAGGCGGGAACAAGAUCGUUUCCAUGUUCUGGAAGCACCCUUUUGCGAGGUUCACGCUGCUGUACUCGCAUGGCAACGCUGCUGACCUGGGUCAGAUGCACGAGCUCUUCAUCGAGCUCAGGGCUCACCUGCGUGUCAAUAUUAUGAGCUAUGAUUAUUCAGGAUAUGGAGCAUCUACUGGUAAGCCUUCUGAGUUCAACACAUAUUACGACAUAGAGGCUGUGUACAAUUGUUUGAAGAGCGAAUAUGGAAUUAGGCAAGAGGGUUUGAUUUUGUAUGGCCAAUCUGUGGGAAGUGGGCCAACAGUGCACUUGGCUUCUCGGUUACAGAAGUUGAGAGGUGUUGUUCUUCAUAGCGCCAUUCUUUCAGGCAUACGGGUCUUGUAUCCUGUCAAGAUGACAUUUUGGUUCGACAUUUUUAAAAAUAUAGACAAAAUACGGCAUGUCAGCUGUCCAGUUUUAGUUAUACAUGGAACAAAUGAUGACAUUGUUGAUUGGUCCCAUGGAAAGCGUUUGUGGGAACUUUCCAAGGAAAAAUAUGAUCCUUUAUGGGUCAAGGGUGGAGGCCAUUGCAACCUCGAAACUUAUCCCGAGUACAUUAAGCACUUGCGCAAGUUCAUAAACGCAAUGGAGAAACUCUCACUCACGAGACCGACGAAAGAAGUCACUUCGAACUCAAGUAUUACACAAGUCAAACACAACAAGUGCUUGAGAUUUGGAAGAUGAGAGGAUAGUGGGUUCUUUCGCCUCAUUUGAUUAUUAGAGAAUCACAGCAUAUAGGUUCCUUUGCAUGGUUGGCCUUUCUCCAAGAAUAGCUAUGCUUGCUUGCUUCAUGGACCCCGUAUUUGGCGGCUAAGCUGUUUUGCCCGAUAUGUUUCUUAAGAUCACAAAAUGAUAGGAAUCACAUAUAUUCUGUUUGUACCAGAUCCUGUUCAGAUAACCAUUUUUGAGGUAGGGAUCUACUGCAGUUGUUUAUGGUUAAUGUCGGAAAAAAAGAAAAUGAUCGCGGCUAAUGCAAGAGAAAUGUGCUUCUUGAUCUGGGUUUCAUGUAUAAUUAGCAAAGUUGAGAUUUAUGUAAAGACUAUCAUCAGUUUGAGAUAAGAAAUUAAAUGAGUUUGUUUCAUUUACUUAUUG
Alnus glutinosa is the source of this 1780-nucleotide messenger RNA. RefSeq lists its product as uncharacterized. Lineage: Eukaryota; Viridiplantae; Streptophyta; Magnoliopsida; Fagales; Betulaceae. The coding region runs from base 497 to 1372 and encodes 291 amino acids. The record is from RefSeq and is a predicted model, not a curated record. The transcript is spliced from 5 exons.